Messenger RNA from Monodelphis domestica (gray short-tailed opossum), 3612 nucleotides. NCBI's taxonomy places the organism in Eukaryota, Metazoa, Chordata, Mammalia, Didelphimorphia, Didelphidae. The record is from RefSeq and is a predicted model, not a curated record.
UCCCAGGGAUCUGCGCUCUUAACUCAUCCUCGACCACCGCCGCCGCCACUACCACCGCCACCGCCGCCUCUGGUGCUGCUGUUUCUAGCACUGCUGCAGUCAGUGGACAACAAAGGCAUUGAAGGCAACAAAAGGCAAACCCCACAACUAGCUACCUCAACACAAAGGGAGAGCCAGCUACGAUCUGGGGGACCCAGGAGGAGAAGGAGCAGGAGGAAGGUGGCCGGUCUCUGGGAGUUGCUAUUGCUGCUGCCGCUGCCACUGCUGGACCCAUUCUUGCACCAAGGGCUUGCUGGAGGGGCUUGUGAAAAGCAUCCUAGAAUCUUUAGCUCUCGGUUUCCUGUUCGGGGGCACUGGGUUUGGUCCCGGCACCAUCUCCACACUGGAGGGCCGGCUGGAUUAAUGCUCACUGUUGGAGAGGAAGGCUGAUACUUAUGCAUCUGCCGGCUAGAAAGCUAAGCUAGUCCCCCCCCCCCUCUUCCUUUCCUCUAACAGAGAGAAUAAAAAAAGGGGGGGGGUGUGUGUCUGGGGAGGGAGAGUUGGAAAGAAAUCACAUACACUGCCUCCCCCUGCCCGUCUUCCCCAACCCUAAGAGCACUCCAUGAGCUAACAACUGCAAUCAGCUGCCACUGGCCCAAGAGAGGUGCUCCGUGGGUGAGGAGCGUGCAGCUCCCCGAAGAGGAGGCUCACAAAGGGAAGUGGGAGUAUCAGCAGGAAGGAGUGUCUCCUAGGAAGCUUUGGGGGUUCCCCCCCUUUCUAUUUUCUCUGGGUGGCAACAGAAGGGGGCACAGUUGGGGGGGCAGAGGAACACUUUGGCAAUGAAGCUUCUUCACUGGCUGCUUGUGAGAGCUGGCGCCAGGGUCCAAGGACAAAGCUGGGAAGUGCUGGUGGCGCUGCUCUCUGGGGCGCAGGGGGGGGAUGCACCUGCAUAGCCCAGAGGGCCUCAUCUUUUUCUGGUUCUACUCAAUUCUGCUGCUUCGCCUGCUCCUGCUCUGGAUUUACUAGAAGCCAUUUUGUCUCCCCCACCCCUUCUUUCCCUUCUGCCCCCCCAACCCUGUCCCCUUUCCUUUCCCCUUCCCUUUGUUAAUUAAAACUAAGGAGUAAGAAUGGGAACAGUGUACCCAGCUCCUGUGGUGAAAGCUUAAGGACACAACGCCAAUUCCUCCCGAGGUAGGUGCCGGCGAGCUGGUCGGGGAUCGCUUUGGUAGGGGGCCAGAGGGUUAGUUUUGGGGUGGGGUGGGGAGAAGUGAGCAUUUUUCCAAACAGUGGGUAUAGGGGCAGAGGCGAUGGUGGAUGGGGGACCACAUUUUAGUCUGGCAUUUUUCCUGGCCGGAUCUGCUCUGUCUCUCUGACUGCUCCCUCCCCACCUCCUUCUCCAGAUGGAAAGAGGAGCUUCUAGCUCACUUAAGCCGGGGUAGGGCCGGUUUUCCUUUCCGAGCCAAAAUCCCAGGCGAUGGUGAAUUAUGAACGUGCCACAUCAUGAAGCUCUUGUGGCAGGUAACUGUGUACCACACCUGGAAUGCCAUCCUGCUCCCCAUCGUCUACCUCACAGCGCAAGUGUGGAUUCUGUGUGUAGCCAUUGCUGCUGCCGCUGCCGCCUCCGCUGGGCCCCAGAACUGCCCCUCCGUCUGCUCGUGCAGUAACCAGUUCAGUAAGGUGGUGUGCACACGGCGUGGCCUGUCUGAGGUCCCCCAGGGCAUCCCUUCUAAUACCAGGUACCUCAACCUCAUGGAAAAUAACAUCCAGAUGAUCCAGGCUGACACCUUCCGGCACCUUCAUCAUUUGGAGGUCCUUCAGCUAGGCAGGAACUCUAUCCGGCAAAUUGAGGUGGGGGCUUUCAAUGGCCUGGCCAGCCUCAACACCCUGGAGCUAUUUGACAAUUGGCUGACUGUCAUCCCUAGUGGGGCCUUUGAGUAUCUGUCUAAGCUUCGGGAGCUCUGGCUUCGAAAUAACCCCAUAGAAAGUAUUCCCUCUUAUGCCUUUAACCGGGUGCCCUCCCUCAUGCGCCUGGACUUGGGGGAACUUAAGAAGCUGGAAUAUAUUUCUGAGGGGGCUUUUGAGGGACUGUUCAACCUCAAAUACUUGAACUUGGGCAUGUGUAACAUCAAGGACAUGCCUAAUCUCACACCCCUAGUGGGACUGGAGGAGCUUGAGAUGUCUGGGAACCAUUUCCCUGAGAUCAGGCCUGGCUCUUUCCGAGGCUUGAGCUCCCUUAAGAAAUUGUGGGUCAUGAACUCGCAGGUCAGUCUGAUUGAACGUAAUGCGUUCGAUGGGCUGGCCUCAUUGGUGGAACUCAACUUGGCCCACAACAACCUCUCCUCCUUGCCCCAUGACCUGUUCACUCCACUGAGGUACCUGGUGGAGCUGCACUUACACCACAACCCCUGGAACUGUGAUUGUGACAUCCUGUGGCUAGCCUGGUGGUUGCGAGAGUACAUUCCUACCAAUUCCACCUGCUGUGGCCGCUGCCAUGCCCCUCUGCACAUGCGCGGCCGCUACCUCGUGGAGGUCGAUCAGGCUUCUUUCCAGUGUUCUGCACCCUUCAUCAUGGAUGCACCCCGGGACCUCAACAUUUCUGAGGGUCGGAUAGCAGAGCUCAAGUGUCGGACUCCCCCUAUGUCCUCUGUGAGGUGGUUGCUGCCCAAUGGGACAGUGCUCAGCCAUGCCUCUCACCAUCCCCGGAUCUCUGUCCUCAAUGAUGGCACCCUGAACUUCUCUCAUGUGCUGCUCACAGACACAGGGGUAUACACAUGCAUGGUGACCAAUGUGGCAGGCAACUCUAAUGCCUCGGCCUACCUCAACGUGAGCACGGCUGAGCUCAACACCUCUAACUACAGCUUCUUUACCACAGUCACAGUGGAGACAACUGAGAUCUCUCCUGAGGAUACCACCCGCAAGUACAAGCCUGUGCCCACUACAUCUACUGGCUACCAGCCAGCUUAUACCACCUCUACCACAGUGCUCAUCCAGACCACCCGUGUGCCCAAAGUGGCAGUGACCACGGCAGACACCAACGACAAGAUGCAGACCAGCCUGGAUGAGGUCAUGAAGACCACCAAGAUCAUCAUCGGCUGCUUUGUGGCAGUUACCCUGCUAGCUGCUGCCAUGUUGAUUGUCUUCUAUAAACUUCGUAAGAGGCACCAGCAGCGCAGUACAGUAUCAGCCGCCCGGACAGUUGAAAUCAUCCAAGUAGAUGAAGACAUCCCAGCAACCACAGCAGCAGCGGCUCCUUCCAGUGUAUCAGGUGAGGGGGCAGUAGUGUUGCCCACAAUUCAUGACCAUAUUAACUACAACACCUACAAACCAGCACAUGGGGCCCACUGGACAGAAAACAGCCUGGGGAACUCUCUGCACCCCACAGUCACCACUAUCUCUGAACCUUAUAUAAUUCAGACUCACACCAAGGACAAGGUACAGGAAACUCAAAUAUGACUUUCCCUACCCUCCAAAAAAUUAUAAAAUGCAAUAGAAUGCACAAAAAAAAGACAGCAACUUUUGUACAGAGUGGGGAAAGACUUUUUUUUCUUGUAUAUGCUUAUAUAUUAAAUCUAUGGGCUGAUAAGAGAAAGAUUAUAUUAAAAUUUAAACAGAGAAACAAAAUCAAAACAAAAA